Corythoichthys intestinalis (scribbled pipefish) is the source of this 11161-nucleotide messenger RNA. It is a transcript of the gene cacna1hb, whose product is annotated as calcium channel, voltage-dependent, T type, alpha 1H subunit b. The record is from RefSeq and is a predicted model, not a curated record. NCBI's taxonomy places the organism in Eukaryota, Metazoa, Chordata, Actinopteri, Syngnathiformes, Syngnathidae. The transcript has 33 exons. Gene Ontology annotation, molecular function: low voltage-gated calcium channel activity; voltage-gated sodium channel activity. Bases 1150 to 7248 code for a protein of 2032 amino acids. Gene Ontology annotation, cellular component: plasma membrane; voltage-gated calcium channel complex; neuron projection. Gene Ontology annotation, biological process: calcium ion import; membrane depolarization during action potential; calcium ion transmembrane transport.
UCGCUUAAUUGUAUUUUUUUUUUUGUUACCCUCGCAUUUUCUUCGAUAUGUUAGAUGAUAAAUAAUCGAUCCAAACAAAGAAAAAUUGAAAAGAAAGUUUAAAAGGGUAAAUUUAUGAAAAUGAAAAUCUCGACCACUCCUUGAUGUCUGCGAUUUCUGCAUCGCGACCCUUGUUAUGUUAUCAUGUUUCACCCAUAAAAUCUCAAAAAUAUCCGGCUGCGGCCAUUCACAUCUGUGUCAUGACACUCGAUGAUACAUGCUACAUGGAGUUUUUGGAUCGAAACAAGGUAAGUACGCGAUAAUAUCUCGUUAAAGUCAUGACGUCUAUAAUUCUGCUCUCGUGUGCUCUCACCUCCAGAUAAGGUUGUGCUGUUUAAACAAAAAAAUGUUUUUUUUAGAAUGCCCUCCUGUUCAAAAAAAAAAAAAAAUCCCCAGAAAAUUGAGAUUUUAAGCUUUCCAAUGAUAUAUCACACAUGCAUAUCGAACAAUUUUGAAAGUUGGCCAAAUUUUGGGUCUCAGAGCGAAACUUUAAGUCACCUCAGUGUUUUCCGCCCUAUAACAGAUGUUGUCAUUUAGUGUUAUCCGGCAAAUUAUAUCACAUUUUAAUAGAUGUAAAAGAUCCAAGCUGGACAUAAAUAGAGUUAGUGACAUAAUUUGCCGGAUGACACUUAAUGACAUCUGUCAUAAGCGUUCAGUAAUGCCCAUGAUAGUGUCAUGUCAUAAUUAUGACGGUCUCAUGACAGUCUUAUGAGGCCUCUGUCAAAUAAAGUGUUAUCUAUUAACCCAAAUAAAUCAACAAAUAACCCGCACUUGACUAUAAGCCGCAGGAUUCAAAAUGAAGGAAAAAAAGUCCCGGCUUAUAGUCCCAAAAUUACGGUACUAAGUAGCCAGACGUCAUAACUACGUACUGUACAUCGCAGUUAAAAUCUAUAUCCUCAUUAUGUUCUUGCACAAAGAGAAACGGUAAACAUUCAUCAAGAUUAUUAUUGUCUCACCCUCCCUGUUUUGAUCAAUGCUUCUAUUGUUUUAUAUCAUUGUCAUAAUCAAUAUUGCAAUUGUUACCUCGCUGGAACGACCCUUGACUAUUUUGCCACCUGGUUUGAGCGCGUCAGCAUCUUGGCCAUCCUGCUCAACUGUGUGACGCUGGGGAUGUUCCAGCCCUGUGAUGACACACACUUCUUGUUGCAGGCGCUGGACGAUGGCAUCUUUGUGUUUUUCGCUGGAGAAAUGCUGGUCAAGAUGGUGGCUCUUGGGAUCAUAGGUCACAACGGUUACCUUGGAGACACAUGGAACCGACUGGACUUCUUCAUUGUCAUCGUAGGGAUGUUGGAGUACUCGCUGGACGGACACAAUGUUAGCCUGUCGGCAAUUCGCACUGUGCGCGUCCUACGCCCACUCAGAGCCAUCAACAGGGUUCCUAGCAUGCGCAUCCUGGUGACCCUUUUGCUGGACACGCUCCCCAUGUUGGGCAAUGUUUUAGCGCUGUGCUUCUUCGUCUUUUUCAUCUUCGGCAUUGUUGGCGUUCAGCUUUGGGCGGGGCUCCUGAGGAACCGCUGCUUCAUGGGGGAGGACGUCAAGACGAGGUACAACAUCUCCUUCCUGAACAUUUACUACCGUCCGGGCGGCACAGAGGACCACCCGUUCAUCUGCUCGGCAGAGCGGGACAACGGCAUGCUCCGCUGCUCCGACGUCCCCCGCCGGCGUGUGGCAGGGAGGUCUUGCCUCCUGACGGCCGAAGACCCCCGCCCCGAGACGGCUACAGUGGAAGGAGGGGAGAAGGUGUCGUGCGUCAACUGGUACCAGUACUACAACGAAUGUCGUGCCGGCGAGUUGAACCCACACAAGGGAGCUAUCAACUUCGAUAACAUUGGAUAUGCAUGGAUUGCCAUUUUUCAGGUAAUUACGUUGGAAGGCUGGGUGGACAUCAUGUAUUACGUAAUGGAUGCCCACUCUUUCUACAACUUCAUCUACUUCAUCUUCCUCAUUAUAGUUGGUUCAUUUUUCAUGAUCAACCUGUGCUUGGUGGUCAUAGCCACCCAGUUCUCGGAGACCAAGCAGCGAGAGCACGCCCUAAUGAAGUCGGAGCAGCGCGCCCGCCAACUCCACCAGUCGGCGUCCACUUUGGCCAGCGACAGCCAACCGGGAAGCUGCUACGAGGAGAUCAUCCGCUACCUGGCGCACUUGGGCCGCAAGGCGUACCGCCGUCUGUCCCGACUAGUCGCGCGGGCCGUCGUCGGCCUGCGCUGCAUUUGCGCUAUCCGCCGACACCGGGACCGAGGCAUCGCCGAGGUGAACGGUCUGGCGCACCGGCAUUCCGGUCACGUCGCCGGCGACCUGUCGCACCUUCAUCACAUGUAUCAUCAGAGACAUCCGCCACUGCCCCCGCCGGCACCAGAACGCCGCCUGAGUAACGGAGGCUUUAAUUAUCCCGUCAUUUCGCCCAUGCUCACUCACCUGGAUGCAAAGAGUCAGCAUCACAAGAGAUUGGUCGCCAUGGAGACCGUCAACAGGCAGCUUGUGCUGGAACAAGGUGGAUGCGCAGCCCACCCUUCGUUACCUUUGCCAGGCGAGGUCCCUGUGGAUUCAUCAGCCUGCCCGUACUGCAGCUACUACAACCAAUUAUGUGACCCACAAAAUGAGGCGGCUGACGACCAUCAUCAUCAGCGAGGCUCAGUGAGCAGCCCCCCACCGCAGCCUCAUUGCAAGAGCCCGGGCCCCUCCGGCGGGCCCGGUCUCCAGCUAGGCGAAGGGAACGCAGCGCAGCCCCUGUGGCGAGCGUGUGCUCGAUGCUGGGCCGAACUCAGGAGCAAAUUGGAACUCAUUGUGGGCAGCAGAUACUUCAACAGAGGCAUCAUGUUUGCCAUUCUCAUCAACACACUGUCCAUGGGAAUAGAGUAUCAUGAACAACCGCAGGAGCUGACAGACAUUUUGGAGAUCAGCAACAUGGUGUUCACAAGUCUCUUUAGUCUGGAGAUGCUUCUGAAAGUCCUGGCGCUGGGCCUCUUCGGCUACAUCAAAAACCCUUACAAUGGCUUCGACAGCAUCAUCGUCAUCAUCAGUGUUUGGGAGAUUGUGGGUGAGGCGGAGGGAGGUUUGUCUGUGCUGCGUACCUUCCGUCUGCUGAGGGUUCUGAAGCUGGUGCGCUUCCUGCCAGCCUUGAGGAGGCAGCUGGUAGUGCUCAUGAAAACCAUGGACAAUGUGGCUACCUUCUGCAUGCUGCUCAUGCUUUUUAUUUUCAUCUUCAGUAUCUUGGGGAUGCAUUUGUUUGGAUGUAAAUUCGGUCUGCGACAAGACAGCGGAGAUACUCUGCCCGACAGAAAGAACUUUGACUCACUGCUUUGGGCCACAGUCACCGUCUUCCAGAUCCUGACACAGGAGGACUGGAACGCUGUUUUGUACAAUGGCAUGGCGUCCACCACCCCGCUAGCUGCCCUCUACUUCGUCGCUCUCAUGACCUUCGGCAACUACGUCCUCUUCAAUCUGCUGGUGGCCAUUUUGGUUGAGGGCUUCCAGGCUGAAGGCGACGCCAGCCGAUCCGAUUCGGACGACGAGGGACAAUCGCUGUCUUACGAUGAUGAGGAGAAGCUGAGGGACUUGUAUGCCGCAGAGCUGAAGAUCCAAGCAAUGAUUCUCAGUCCCAAUGGUCUCCUGAACCCCAGGGCUUCUAGGCCACCGCCUCUGUCCAUGCCUGUCAUCACUCACACGGCAGCCACACCCACUGUGAACUACGGUCAAUCUCGGCGCGCCAGUGCGGCCUCUGUAGUGGACAGCCUUGAGCAGCAGAGGUCGCCGCCUCCAUGGGACAGCCUCCCGGAGAGCCGUCGUUCCAGCUGGACCAGCCUGGGACGGGCCCCCAGCCUUCACCGCAGAAGCCAGUCGGGCGAAAUGGAGUCGCUGCUGACCGACAGCCACACGGCCUCUGACGCUGGCAGCAGGGAAGCGUCCGUGGACACCCCCGAUUACUUGCAGGUGCCUGUGUUGUACACACCAGACUGCAAUGGGACCGCGGCCUUCCACCUGCCCGACCACUCUUAUGACGACCCCCUUCACACAAUGCUUUACCACACGCAGCAGGAGGAUGAAGACGUGGAGGAGACUUUAUACCAAAAGCUGAGAAAAUUACUGGAGCCAUACGAGCCUCAAUGGUGCAUUGAGCACGAGGAUUGGUCGCUCUAUGUGUUCGCUCCACACAACCGCUUCAGGCUGUGGUGCCAGAAUACAAUUGGACACAAGAUGUUCGAUCACAUCAUCCUACUCUUCAUCUUCCUUAACUGCAUAACCAUCGCGCUGGAGAGGCCCGACAUUCAGCCGCACAGCAUGGAGCGAAUUUUCCUCAGCGUGUCCAAUUACAUCUUCACUGUGAUCUUUGUUGGCGAAAUGAUGAUCAAGGUGGUGGCGAUGGGAAUGUAUUUUGGCAAGGGUGUGUACCUGCAGAGUAGCUGGAACGUCCUUGAUGGGGUCCUGGUGUUUGUGUCCCUGGUGGACAUCUUGGUGUCCCUGGCAUCGGCAGGCGGAAAUCGAAUCCUGGGCAUCCUGCGCGUCCUGCGGCUGUUGCGUACCCUGCGACCGCUCAGAGUGAUCAGUCGUGCUCCAGGUCUAAAACUAGUGGUGGAAACCCUCAUAACGUCACUUAGACCAAUCGGGAACAUCGUGCUCAUCUGCUGUGCUUUUUUCAUCGUGUUUGGGAUCCUGGGGGUUCAGUUAUUUAAAGGCAAAUUCUUCCACUGUGAGGGUUACAACGUGACCAACAUCAGCAACAAGACUCAGUGCUUGAAUGCAGGACACCGCUGGCUUCGCAGGAAGUACAACUUUGACAACCUAGGACAGGCGCUGAUGUCUCUGUUUGUGCUGUCAUGCAAGGACGGCUGGGUCAGCAUCAUGUACGACGGCUUGGACGCGGUCGGCGUGGACCAGCAGCCGAUACGCAACAACAACCCCUGGAUGCUUCUGUUCUUCAUCUCCUUCCUGCUCAUCGUCAGUUUCUUCGUGCUCAACAUGUUCGUGGGCGUGGUGGUGGAGAACUUCCACAAGUGUCGACAGCAGCAGGAGGAGGAAGAAGCCAGACUCCGAGAGGAGAAACGACGCAAGCGUCAGGAGAAGCGGAGGCGAAAGGCUCUCGAGAAGCCGUACUACGCCGACUACUCUCCUCUGCGUCGCUCCAUCCACAGCGUGUGCACCAGCCACUACAUGGACCUCUUCAUCACCAUCAUCAUCUUCACCAACCUGCUCACCAUGAGCAUGGAGCACUACAACCAGCCCCAGUACCUGGUGGAGAUCCUCAAGUACUGCAACUACGUCUUCACGGUGGUUUUCGUCAUCGAGGCCAUCCUCAAGCUCAUAGCGUUUGGACUUCGGCGCUUUUUCAAAGAGAGAUGGAACCAGUUGGACUUAGCCAUCGUGUUGUUGUCCAUCAUGGGAAUCACACUGGAAGAAAUCGAUCUUAACGCCUCACUACCCAUAAACCCCACCAUCAUACGUAUCAUGAGGGUGUUGAGAAUCACACGAGUGCUAAAGCUGUUAAAGAUGGCCACGGGGAUGCGAGCUCUGCUGGACACCGUCAUGCAAGCUCUGCCUCAGGUGGGGAAUCUGGGUCUGCUCUUCAUGUUGCUGUUCUUCAUCUAUGCAGCUCUGGGAGUUGAGCUCUUUGGAAAACUGGAGUGUUCCGAGGAGAACCCGUGCGAGGGCCUCAGCCGUCACGCAACCUUCGACAACUUCGGCAUGGCUUUCCUGACGCUCUUCCGUGUGUCCACCGGUGACAACUGGAACGGGAUCAUGAAGGACACGCUGCGUGACUGCCGACCGGAUGACCGCCACUGCCUCACCUACUUGCCCCUGAUCUCGCCCGUCUACUUUGUCACCUUCGUGCUAACGGCUCAAUUCGUGCUGGUCAACGUGGUGGUGGCAGUCCUCAUGAAGCACCUGGAAGAGAGCAACAAGGAAGCGCUGCUAGAUGAGAUGGAGGAAAGGCAGGAGCGCGAGGAGGCCGCCCGUAGGAACAGCGUCGCAUCGGGGGGCGGGGAACACGUUGCCCCCAACGGAGAUGCGCCCGCGCAGGUGCGGGUAGAGGAUGAGGAGCGUCGCCACGACAACUUGCUGAGCAUCGGCCGCAUGCUGUCCCUGCCUAGCGACAGCUACGUUCAGCAGCCACUCAGAUGCGUGCCGUACCCACCGGCUAGUGUCGACGCCUAUUCGGCUUACAGCUACUCGGGCUCCAUGUCAUCGCUGGGCUCCAGUGGGGGAGGCUCACUGCUGCAGGUCCCGGGCGCCCUCCCUGCCAUCAGCCACGCCUCGCUGGGCUCCGGACGAAGCAGCCGCCCCAUGAUCCGCCUCAGCAGCUCGCAAAGCAUCGACAGGAGCUCCCCUCACCACGCCGCCCCUUCCGAGCGGCGCCGCCUCGACUCUGCUCUCAGCGUGGACGGGUGCCGCUUUAGCCCCGCCCGAGCCGCCGAUGGACGCCGACUGAGCUACGCGCUCAGCGUUGACGGAUACCGGGUCGCUGCGGAGAGGUCCAAGCUGGUGUCUAGCUGCAGUAUAGACAGACAUCCCUCACUCAGGCUGAGUCCUCUGCACGGGGCCUCCAGAGGCCCUUCUCAUUGGCUGAGCCCAGAGGAGAGUCUGGAUCGCAAUAAGCUGAGCCCCUCAUACGUCCCUGAGAGUUCAGUCCUCAAAAGGCCGGCGUCCUUCCGCACCGCCGGAAGACAGCUGCGCAGACAAGAGGCGGUGCGCAGUGAUUCUCUGGAUCAAAGCGGCUCGGCGGACAACAUGUCGGACAGCCACCUCGCCGUGCCCGUCACCUCCUCUUCUUCUCCCACGCCAUCCCGCCAGCGCUCAUCUAGCGUCCACACCUUAAAGUACACUCAACCCCAGAGAGUGAUUUCAUGCCGGGGGCGCGGCGAUACGGCUGAAUCGGAACCCAGAGCCGAGGCGGACCUAGAGGUAAAGGACGUAGGGACGUCAGAGCCCCGGACGGAUGAUGCGGCAGAUGAGGAAGUGCGACGCAUCAACGCGCCCUCGCACAGACACCUCGCGCCUGAUCCUGAUGACGCCCACGCCCGGCUCAGCCGAUCGGUGUCACCGAUAUCGGGCAGGAACAGGAAGGAGCGCGUGAGCCCGCCCCCGGGGGAGGAGCCAGUUACCAUGGCGACACAGUUAAUGGACAGCAGCGUGGAGCUUAGGAGGCGGACGCUAUCGUUUGACGCCACCACACAGGCGACCAAUCAGCCCGAGUCCGGCUCUGUGGACGACUGACACUUUUUGUGAGGUGCACAGGCCACGCCCCCUGCCUUGUCCUGGCCAAUCACAGGGUUUGUGUGUUCAGACUCCUCCCCCAAAACUGUACGGUUUCUUCUUUUUGCACAACAUUUGAUUCUUUUAGCCUUUAGCAUAGCCGCUACGUAUAUUGACGACACGUCUACUAUCUUUUUGCUUGUUCUAUACUCCUGCUUCCAGCCCUUCUUUUCCCUGCGCCUCAAGCCUAGGUCACAGUAUCAUUGAAUAGAGAUUGACCGAUAUGCAGUUUUUCAGGAUCGAUAUCGAUUAUUUGUCGUUAGAGGGGCCGAUAACCGAUUUUUGGAGCCGAUAUUUCAUUUCAUUUGCAGUAGAAGUGUAAAAAUUGGCGUGAAAAAUUGAAUAAUGCUAACACUGAACUUCAUUGAAAUGCCUAAAGCAUGUUUGUUGAAUCACACAAAUAGAAAAUAAUAGCUCCAGAAGUGCCUGAAGCGCAACACAAGUGUAACUUCAUUUACCGUUACCAUUUAACCAAUCAGAGGACGGGGUGAAUACUAGUGCAGGUGACAGCAGACAGGGGAGAGAGGCAUGGCUGUAUCUGAGCCGAAAUAACCCAGUUUAAAAAAAAAAAAAAUCCUAUCGGCCGGUCGGAUUAAAAAAAAAAAAAAAAGGCCGCUACAGAUAUACAGUACGUCAAAGACUCAAUUUUCCAAAUAUCGGCGCCGAUAAAUCUUUAGCAUUGAAAUGGAUACCUCUUCCUAACGUUUCAGCCCUCUUGUUCCCACAGAAUGAAACUACAAAAUAGUCUGUUCCUGUAAAUUUGAACUUCUUUAUGGUCAUACUAAUGUUAAAGGGAUCCACGGAUAGAAAGACAUGUAAUCCUUUAAAGAUAAAUGUUAGUACGAGUUCUAAUAAUUUGAUUAUAAAACCCCUCUUAAUGUUUUUGUUUUAACAAAGUUUGUAGGUAACACUUUACAAUAAGGGUCCCUUAAUUAACAUUAGUUAAUGCAUUUUUAGACAAUAACUAAUGCUUAAGUAACAUGACAAUAAUUCAUUUAAUCCCUUAUCUAACCUUUAUAAAUAUAUUAAUUAACAUGAGUUAAUGCAUUAGUUAAUGCAUUUUAGGACAAUAAAUAAUGUUUAAGUAACAUUACAAUAAUUCACAUAAUCCCUUAUUUAACAUUUAGUAAAAUAUUAAUUAACAUUACUUAAUGCCUUAGUUAACACAUAACCAGAAAGUAACUGAUAGUUUGGUAAAAAAUAAAAAUACAUAUAGCCCUAUACAUAAGGUUGUUUUAAUACAUAUAUAUAAUACAUAACAUUAAUUCACAUAUACAUUAGUGCAUUAAUAAAUAGUUAUUAAUUCAUACUGGUACUAGUAAGUUAUUGCUAUUUUAAAAUGAGAAACACUGCUCUGUGAGUCCUUGGGUGCUGCUAACCUAACCUUAAGUAUGGUAUUAUUUCACGUGAACGUACUUCAUAAGUAUUACCUAACGUUAAUUAACCAUUACUGAAUGAUUUUUGGACCCUUAUUGUGAAGUGUAGCACAUGUGUCCCUUUACUAAGAAAUUAUAAAAGCUUAAGUCCCCCCCCACCCCCAACCUUUAUGAACCAUUACUGAAUGCUUUUUGGACCCUUAUUGUAAAGUGUAGCACAUGUGUCCCUUAACUAAGAAAUUAUAAAUGCUUAAGUUAACAAACCCUAACCCUCUAUAGGCCUAUAUAUAUUUUUAAUUUUACCAAACCAUUAUUUACUGUCUGGUUAUGCAUUAACUAAUGCAUUAACUAAUGCAUUAACUCAUGUUAAUUAAUAUAUUAAUAAAUGUUAGAUGAGCAAUUAUAUUAUUUAUUGUAAUGUUACUUAAACAUUAGUUAUUGUCUAAAAUGCAUUAACUAAUGUUAAUUAAGGGACCCUUAUUACAAAGUGUUACCAAUUUGUAAAAUUUUAAACCAAAAAAUUAACGAGUAGGUCGCCAUUGUUGUUGACGUCGCAGGGCGGUGACAUUGCAUGUACACGCUGCCGGACUUACACAGUGUCACUCUUUAACUAAAUAAACAUGUCGUCGGUUCUGCCCUUCCAAUUUGAACCCGAGAGGAAUAUUAAUGAGAAGGACAGCCCUGUCGAUAUUUCACAAAAAAGGCAGCAAAAGCGAAAUGAACACGAAAGAUGGGAUGAGAGGAGUAGCAUACAUGUGUCAAGUUCGCUCGUGACAACUAGCACUCUCCUGCUCUAGUGACGGAGCAGGAGAGUGUUUGAUGUCAAAAAAUGUUUGCCGAUCUUCACGGUAAACUAUUAUGUAAUCCAACUUAUUCCAAUAUUAUAAUGGAGAUAGUUAGCAUCCAGAGCUGUUGUGUGCUUUAAAUGUGAUUUGGGUAUACAGUGAAACACAGCAGUUUGAUUAUUUUUUUGCAUCACACGAAAACGUUAAUAGUUAGCCUCUACUGAGACGUCUAAUGACGGUUGGUUUACCUUAUUUUUGUCACGUAAAAGCGCUCUCGACGUCGAUGAUCAUCCUGGAUGCCUUUAAAAACGAGUUAACCACUGUUCAUCGGAAAAUUAUGAAACAGCUGUCAGUCCUAAUUUCCCAUCAUUCGUAAUAAUGUUUUUUCGUGCAACACUAGGUAACUUUUCAGUUUUGGUCAAUUUCAGAAACACCAGUAGACAAAUGUGGUAGUGCUUAGCUUUAAGGAAGACUGCGUCUCCCAUGAGGGCCAGCACACACCCGCACAGUGUCGUGAAAUCAUGAGCUCCCGGUCGCCUGCAGAUGUAUUAAACGACAUUUCUGUUUCCAGCGGCUGUGUGAAGAAUGAAUACUAAUAAGGUAAUAAAUCCCGUUGUGGCUAAACAAUAGCAUAUGACGGUUAGCAACCGUGUUGCUUAGUGUGGCUAAGCCCCCAACCCCACUUGAGUUCAGUUUGGGGUUUCACACCAGCGAAUGAAAGCCGGGCCAAAGUUUAUUCUUUUGUAUCCUUUUAUCCUUGGUAGCCUCCCUUUUUUUCCUCCUGGGACAAAACUUUUAGUCUCUUUUGUUGCUCUGCCAUCUUCUCAAAAUUCGCGUUUGUAAGUGCCUAAAUAACAUUUUAAUGAUUAUUUAUGUUAAUUGUAAAUAAUUUAUUUGGUUCUAUAAAACAAUUUGUUAAUUGUUAUUUAUUUAAAUAAGAAAUAAUUGCUAUUUGUUAUUCGGAUUUGGUGGGACGGAGUUGUGAUGUCAUAUCGUACGAUAUAAGUGGGGGCAGCGGGGACUGUUAUCGUGAGUAGUGAGUUGGCGUGAUGAUAGGAAGUAUUAAGGAUAGAGCUUAUAUAAUUUUUUGACCUAUGUUCUUUAUAUCUACCUCCUUUUCCAUCGAUCUCAGUUGCUCUUUUUUGUUUGUAUUUAAUGUCGAGCUGUGGAUUGAUUUUUGUUGCAUUACAGAACUGACGUAAGGAGCAAUGUGAGAGUAUUUCUUGGUGUUUCUUGGCUCGCUGACUGGCUCGGUGAGGAUGAAGACAAGAGGCUAACGUCAGAUAGAAAGGCUUUUCGUCGUGGAUUCUACAGCGUGAAAGUAUUCGUAUCGUCUUUAUAAUGAAAGGGGGAGGUGAUGUAAAGCAGUCAGUUUUUUUUCUGUGGGGCAGGGUUCCUGCCACCCUCCACAAAGUUAACUAGUGCCGGUGAAAGCGAUACAGACCCCCUCAAGAUACUGUAUAAAAGAGUCGUCAUUCAACUAGUUGUCAGUCUAUAUAUCACAAUGGUUAUGAAGACAUUUUAUAAAGGUUGAAAGGUUACCUAGUGUUGCUUCAAAAAGUUUACCUUCAUUCAUUUCUUUCUAUAUUCCCUUCCAUUUCUUAUGAGGCUCAUUCAAAUUGUCAGCAUUUAAUAAGUACAGAAUCCUAUCAACGUCUGUAUGUAGUGUGACCUAGGCUUUAGCGGUCUCUACCUCUACCUGCACCCCCCCCC